Tuber aestivum (summer truffle) is the source of this 1496-nucleotide messenger RNA. The record is from the annotation of a GenBank genome assembly. Lineage: Eukaryota; Fungi; Ascomycota; Pezizomycetes; Pezizales; Tuberaceae.
AUGGCACCAUCUACAGCAUCUGCCCUAAACCGUGAGCCCCCUCCCGUCUCCUUUAUCAAAACGCUCCUGACACAUCCAUAGCAAUCGUUAUACCAGCCAUACAGAUCCCUCCCCACUUCAGCACCUUAGGCUCCGGCCUCCUACACGAAACCCACGCCCGCGAGUCCGCGAGCACGUUGACAUCCCUCCUGCUCACCUCGCCAGACAUCUUCCCCAAUAAAGCGAAGCCGAAACUCUGGUGGCGGGGGCAGUGUCUCCUGUACGGGCUCGAUGCCCCCCAAUCGUUGACAAUCCAGUUACUACGUGAGAGGCUGGAGGACGCGCUUCGCUGCGGGGAGCUGCGAAUCCCGGAGCAUCUGGUGGAACUGGAACACAUCGAGAAUGGCAGGUUUCGGAAGCUGAACGCACAGGUUAGGGAGGCAACCGGCAUGAGCAAGGAGGGGAAGAGUGGUUGGGGGGCCAGGAAGGAGAAGGAAGACCCAUUGAAAAGGGUUCUGGGCGCUACAAAGGUUGCAAAGAAGGUCUCUGCGGGUGCCUGGAAGCCUGCUCCUCUAACAGCGGCAGCAAAACCCCGUGCGAGGAUGAAGAUGGAACCGGAACCAGAGCCCGAGUCGGGAGUCAGACCGGCGGCAAAGGGGAAACUCUGUGCAGAUGCACAACCCCUACCGUUCGCAACUACUGCCGGGGUCGGAAACAUACGGAUAUACCUCACAGGUCUUCCACCAGCCCCCGCUCCUGCUCCCGCCCCUAGAGCCAAGCAAACCGCCAAGCGUGCGAUCAGCUAUGCUCCCAAAUCCCGUGCCCCAAGGGCCGAGCCGGUAUCUGAAUCCUCCGCCGCCCCAGCAAAACGUGGGGGAGGCGGGCCCGGAAGUCGUGGUGGUCGCGGAAGCCGUGGUGGUCGCGGAAGCCGUGGUGGUCGUGGUAGUCGUGGUGGUCGCGGUAGCCGUGGCGGAGCUCGAGGUGGCCGUACUACGCAGCCCGUCGGGCGUGAAGCUAGCUUACCCCCACCCCCACCGGCGGCCCGAGGCCCGACUAAGCAGACUGCCAGAGGUAGCACUAGAGGUGGUCGUGGCGGCGCACGUGAACGUGGUGGCUGGGCUAAUGGUGGAAUUUCGACUGUGAGGGUUAAGCAAGAAGUGCAUCAUGGGUAUGAUGUUUGGAAUGGCGAUGGUGGAGAGGGGGGGUACAGUGACGACGAUGGGUAUCCCUGUGGGGGUGAAUAUUCUGGGUGCUCCGGCUCUGAGGGGGAGGAGAUUAAUGGGGAGUAUGAUGAUGACGAGGAUAGGUACUGUGGAUAUGGCUAUAAUGCCGCGUAUUAAUCUUUCUUUUUUAAUAUUUUUUUUCUAUCGGAACUUUGGUUCUCUGUGGGCGGUUUUUGAGGAGGAGAGAAAGUGGAUAAUAUAGUCUCGUCAGACAUUCCUAGUUUCCUUUUCAGCUCGGUGGCGGUGUUUGUAUAAUGACUCAUCCCGCGGUUCUGUAGAGUAGCAGUAGGGUAG